Messenger RNA from Malassezia sympodialis ATCC 42132, 930 nucleotides. RefSeq lists its product as uncharacterized. The record is from RefSeq and is a predicted model, not a curated record. Bases 1 to 930 code for a protein of 309 amino acids. Gene Ontology annotation, cellular component: mitochondrial small ribosomal subunit; ribosome. Gene Ontology annotation, biological process: translation. The transcript is spliced from 2 exons. Gene Ontology annotation, molecular function: RNA binding; structural constituent of ribosome. NCBI's taxonomy places the organism in Eukaryota, Fungi, Basidiomycota, Malasseziomycetes, Malasseziales, Malasseziaceae.
AUGCUGGGAGGGCCCUUCCGCGCAGCGCUGGCCCGCGUGUACGCGGUGCCGAGCGUGCGUAUGGCACACAGCGCUGCAGGAGCCAUGUCGCUGUCGACGCACCUGAGCCCGCCGGCGCCGGAGCGCGCCAAGCCCGCGUCGCCGACGUACUACACGACGAAGCCGUCGUACAUGGACACGCUCCAAAUGCUGGACCAGCUGACGCGCGAGGUAAAGCGCGCGCUUGAGCAGGCGUAUGUGCUUGCGCCGAAUGCGCGUCCGCCGCCACUGCCGCGCGGCGCCACGGUGCCGUGGCUCUCGCGUGAGCGGCUGAGCAGCAAGCUGGGUAUGGCGCUGCGCGCGUCGCAGUACAGCAGUGUGUCAUCGCGCCUGUCGCUGCUCCUGCGCUACCGCGAGGUGGCCGUUGCGCACUUUCUGCGCGAUGCGGAGCACACGAGCGCCCACGAGCGCGAGCUUGUGCAGCAGGUCGUCGAGGUGCUCGACUCGUUUGCGAGUGAGCACCGGCGCGAGCAGCUGGCGCACCAGGGUGCAUCCGAGUCGGGCGGCACGUCUGCGCGCGGUCUCAUCGACGAGCAGGGCCGCGCGUACGCGCGCGGCCGCCGGAAGGAGAGCAGUGCGCGUGUGUGGAUGGUGCGCGUGAAGGACGGCGUGCCCGCGGGGCAGAUCGUCGUGAACAACGCGCCGCUGCAUGCCUACUUCAUGCGCACCGCGCACCGCGAGCAGGUGACGUGGCCGCUCAAGCUGGCCGGCGUGCUCGGCAUGUACCACGUAUUUGCCAUUGUGCGCGGCGGCGGCGCGUCCGGCCAGGCAGGCGCGCUGGCGCAUGGCCUUGCGAAUGCGCUGGUCGCGGCGCUGGGCACGGCCGAGGGCGAGCAGGCCGCCGAGAUCCAGGCGCGUCUGGCUGACGACAGACGGCGUGCUACUGCGUGA